Messenger RNA from Leptosomus discolor (cuckoo roller), 660 nucleotides. Lineage: Eukaryota; Metazoa; Chordata; Aves; Leptosomiformes; Leptosomidae. The record is from RefSeq and is a predicted model, not a curated record.
UCGGUGCUGUUACGAGUCAAGUACAAGUUGCGGAGGCACCAGAAAGCCAAAAGCACCGUCCCCAAGAUGUUCCAGGACGUUGUCCGCAGGCACCCCGACAAAGUGGCCCUGAUUUACGAAGCCACCGGCGAGCAGUGGACCUUCAGGAGGCUGGACGAGUACUCCAACGCCGUGGCUAACUACUUCUACCAGCAAGGCUUCCGGCUGGGGGACGUCAUCGCCAUCUUCAUGGAGAGCCGCCCCGAGUUUGUCGGCCUCUGGCUGGGGAUGGCGAAAAUCGGCAUCGAGGCGGCUCUCAUCAACUUCAACUUGCGCCUGGACUCCCUGGUGUACUGCGUGACGGCCUCGGGCGCAAAAGCCGUGAUCUUCGGCGGGGAGCUGGCUGCGGCGAUCGCGGAGGUGAACGGGAUGUUGGGGAAGAACAUGGCGAAAUUCUGCUCUGGGGACUAUAACCCGGCUGUCGUUCCCGUGGACACCAGACACCUCGAUCCUCUCCUCAGUGCUGCGGCGAAGUCGCCCCCGGCUCAGACUCCGGCCAAAGGUUUAGACGGUAACAUCAUGGGAGUUGGGCAGUGCCUCAUCCACGGCCUCACCGUGGUGAUCCGGAAGAAGUUCUCGGCCAGUCGCUUCUGGGACGACUGCGUGAAAUACCGAUGCACG